This is a messenger RNA of Ictidomys tridecemlineatus (thirteen-lined ground squirrel), 2431 nucleotides long. It is a transcript of the gene Oma1, whose product is annotated as OMA1 zinc metallopeptidase. Gene Ontology annotation, molecular function: metalloendopeptidase activity. The record is from RefSeq and is a predicted model, not a curated record. Gene Ontology annotation, cellular component: mitochondrial inner membrane. Lineage: Eukaryota; Metazoa; Chordata; Mammalia; Rodentia; Sciuridae. Gene Ontology annotation, biological process: protein quality control for misfolded or incompletely synthesized proteins; mitochondrial protein processing.
ACCUGUGAGGUUGCAGCGGGGCUGGGUGGCGAGGCCUGGGGCCCUGGAGAGAGGGCAGGUGCGAGGGCACAGCCUGGUCCUCCCCCGACCGGGAUGCCAGGGAGCCAAGUUGCAAGUUGGCACAGCGGCGGUGUUUUCCUGGAAGAUCCUCUCCUUCCCUCCCCCCACAGACUGCCCUUCUCAUCAGCUGCCCUUAAGUGUCCCUUCCUAACACGGGACUGCGCGCCUCAGCCGAACCCCUUCACCUGUGCAAACCUCUUCUAGCUGCUUAAGGCAUCUCAAUGUUAGCCCCUCGCUUUUUUCUUCUUUCUGAGGGAGGAAAAAGUUUCCUGCCUAUAGUCGACAGUGAAAACCAGAAAACUUCUUGCGUAAAUAGUUCUGGAGACUUUUAAUAGUUUCUUUCUGAACUUGUCUAUGAAAUAUCACUUUUAUUCUAUUUAAAUGUCACCUAUGUGUGUAAAAUGGAGCAACAGUUUUACUGUGCCAUGCAGUCCUCAGUUGGUCCAGGGACAUGAAAAUAACUCAUUUGAAAUUCAGGAGUUGAUCAACUAUAGUGACUGCGACCAAGGCCUUGGAACCCUAACUAAAAGGGUUUAAGAUAAUUAAGCAAAAGAAAGAUGAGCUUCAUCUAUGGACUGAAGUCUGCUACUAGAAACUGUUUUCUCUCCCAAUUUAAUUCACUGACCAACUGGAGAAAAUGGAAUUCACCAGCAGUAACUUUAGUGGGCUGUUGUCAAGUACAAAAUCUCCAAAUAAUUAAGAAGUGUCAGGGUCUUAAAUCAUUCAGUCAGUGUGACCUGUCAACUUUUCUCCCUGGAAACUUUCAUUUCUGUAGGACUUUCAGUAACAAAAGAAUAGGAUACAUCUCAAGUGCCAAAAGUAAGGAAAUUUGGAUGGUUACUCACAAAGGUACUGCAUGGAAUGACUCUUUUCCAAGAUGGGUGCUUACAAAAAAAGUUGCAGUUGAUCCUGCUCUUGGAACCUUGUGUCCACUGAGCUGUUCCUCUGUCAGAGUUUGCAGGAGCUUCCACACUUCUUCACCGGUUCAAACUGCUCCAGUUCCUCUCUUCUUGAUCAUUCUGAAACCAGUGCAGAAGCUACUUGCAAUUAUUGUGGGCAGGGGCAUAAGGAAAUGGUGGCAGGCACUUCCUCCUAACAAGAAGGAACUAUUUAAAGAGAGUGUCAGGAGGAAUAAAUGGAAGUUAUUCCUUGGUUUCACUGGCUUUGGACUGCUAUUUGUAGUGUUUUAUUUUACUCACUUGGAAGUGAGCCCAAUCACAGGAAGAAGCAAGCUAUUAUUAUUGGGGAAAGAGCAUUUCAAACUUCUGUCAGAACUGGAAUAUGAAGCAUGGAUGGAAGAAUUUAAGAAUGAUAUGCUAACUGAGAAAGACCCUCGAUAUCUGACUGUUAAAGAAGUGGUACAUCAUCUAAUUGAAUGUAAUAAGGAUAUCCCAGGGAUCUCUGAGCUCAAUUGGGUUAUUCAUGUGGUUGAUUCUCCAGAUAUAAAUGCCUUUGUGCUUCCAAAUGGACAAGUUUUUAUUUUCACGGGCCUCUUAAAUAGUGUAACUGAUACGCAUCAACUUUCCUUCCUUCUGGGUCAUGAAAUAGCACAUGCAGUACUUGGGCAUGCUGCGGAAAAGGCUAGCUUGGUUCAUUUACUGGAUUUCCUUGGUAUGAUUUUUCUCACAAUGAUUUGGGCCAUUUGUCCACGAGAUAGUUUGGCAAUUUUGGGCCAGUGGAUACAGUCUAAACUGCAGGAGUAUAUGUUUGAUAGACCAUACAGUAGAGCACUGGAAGCUGAAGCUGAUCAAAUUGGACUACAGUUUGCUGCAAAGGCUUGUGUGGAUGUAAGAGCCAGUUCAGUGUUUUGGCAGCAGAUGGAGUUUGCAGAUAGCCUCCAAGGUCAUCCCAAGUUACCGGAAUGGUUAUCUACACAUCCUUCUCAUGAAAACCGAGCUGAACAAUUGGAUAGGCUCAUACCACAGGCUCUCAAAAUUCGAGAGUUCUGUAAUUGCCCACCGCUUUCUGGACCAGACCCUCGAUUGCUAUUCAAACUCAGCAUGAAGCAUUUUCUUGAAGAAUCAGAAAAAGAGGACCUAAAUAUCACUGUUAAGAAACAGAAAAUGGAUACUCUUCCAAUCCAAAAGCAGGAGCAAAUACCAUUAACAUAUAUAGUUGAGAAAAGAACUGGCAGUUGAAUUAAAAUUUAUGAGACUAAGGACAUGUGAAGAAUACAGCAAUCCUUAUUUUUGUGCUAUUUUUUAAGAAAUGAUGUUCAAAAUGAAAAAAAAAGAAUAUCCAGGGUCAAAUCAUGUAUAUUACAGAUAUUAUCUAAAUUCUUCUAUGAGGUAUUUAUUUUUCAUAAAAUAAUGAUGUAUUUUAAAAUAUCUUUAAUGAGAAAAAUGUCACAGAAUAAAUUUAUAUUACACGU